GUAUGUCUCGACUGCAGGGAGCGUAAUUUUUGUCUAGUUCGUCGUCGAGCCAAAAUGGCGGCCGCGUUAACUGUCGAACAAGAACAAGCAACAAAGGAAUUUAUAGAGGCAGUUAACAAGUGUCGGGCAGGUCGACGAGCAGGUCCAGUGUCAUGGAGCACAGCCGUAAAGUUCCUAGCUGCUCGAAAAUUUGAAGUUGCUAGAGCUUUAGCACUUUACGAGCAGCAUGAAGCUACCAGGAAACGAGAAGGUUUAGCACUUUUGCAACCCACCCAAGAACCACUUUUAAGCGAACUACGCACAGGAAAAUUUACAGUUUUGCCUUCGAGAGAUGCGACUGGAGCAGCCAUAGCUAUAUUUACAGCACAUUUACAUCUCCCCCAAAAUACCACACAUCAGACUACCUUACAGGGUGUCGUUUAUCAACUUGAUGCCGCACUUGAAAGUACAGAGACACAAAGGCACGGAUUAGUCUUCAUUUACGAUAUGUCUGACAGUAAAUACCAAAAUUUUGAUUACGACUUGUCUCAAAAGAUUCUCACACUGUUAAAGGGUGGUUAUCCAGCAAAAUUGAAGAAAGUACUCAUUGUUACGGCACCAUUGUGGUUCAAGGCACCAUUCAAAAUUCUCCGUUUAUUCGUACGAGAAAAAUUGCGAGACAGAGUUUUUACAGUAUCCAUUCCUCAAUUAACGCUUCAUAUUCCACGAGAAUCGUUGCCACGUCGUUUAGGUGGUUCCUUGGAAAUUCAGCAUGAAGCAUGGCUUCUCCAUUGUUUUAAAUCUAUGACGAAUCGGGGAGGGGGUGAACUUUGCGAGGUUACCCCGCGGGCGGGUACACCUCUUUCUCCGACGUCAAAGAAUCACACAUUGCAUCAGAGUCCAAAUGGAACUCCAAUUAGCAACCCAACUAGUCCUAUGGCGGAUAAGAACAAAAUCAAAAAUGGUAUGGCAAAUAUUGGAGACAUUGAGAUUACAAAUGGCGACACGUGGAGUGGAAAUGACGAAGCUCCAUCACCAGUUCAGCCUCCGUCCUCAGCCAGUUCAGGUUUUAGCGAUGAUGAUAGUCUUCAUGGCGACUUGGGUCUUCAGGCAGUUAGCAUGGAACAACUCGUCGAGACGAUACAUUCAAGAGGUCGCGCUGGACUCGUAGCAGAGUAUGCUGAAAUUAGACAAAGACCGCCCGAGGGUACAUUCAAUAAUGCCAAGAUUAGAUCGAAUCAAUCAAAGAACAGAUACACAGACGUGUUGUGUUACGAUCAUAGCAGAGUUUGUUUGUCCUUAUUAGAUGGUGAUCCAACGUCUGAUUAUAUUAAUGCAAAUUUUGUUGACGGAUACAAACAAAGAAAUGCAUUUAUCAGUACUCAGGGUCCACUUCCAAAAACGUGCGGUGAUUUUUGGCGAAUGAUCUGGGAGCAACAGACACUCGUCAUCGUCAUGACAACUAGGGUAGUCGAGAGAGGACGUACAAAAUGUGCACAAUAUUGGGGUCCGGAACCUGGAGAUGAAGUAUCAGCAGGUGGCUUCACUGUAACUACCUUGGAGGUAGACACGAAUCCGGAUUACACAAUAUCAAAACUCCUACUCGCCAAUAACAAGACUGAAGAGACAAGAGAAGUUUGUCACAUGUUGUAUACUGCUUGGCCAGAUUAUGGAGUACCUCAGUCAGCAAGGGCUUUAUUACAGUUCCUUUCAUUAGUACGACAGCAACAAAAUUCACUUUUAACUAGUAGAGGCGAUACCUGGGCUGGACAUCCUCGGGGACCCCCUAUUGUUGUACAUUGUAGCGCAGGUAUUGGCAGAACAGGAACAUUUUGUACUUUGGAUAUUUGCAUAUCUCGACUGGAAGACACAAAUACUGUAGAUAUCCGAGGAACAGUUGAAAGAAUUCGAACACAAAGGGCUUACAGUAUUCAAAUGCCAGACCAAUAUGUCUUUUGUCAUCGUGCCCUGGCGGAAUAUGCUCUUUCCAGAGGUAUGCUGAGUCCACAGCAUCUUGCCAUGUUACCACCCACCAUCGAAGAGGACUCCGACUAGGUUUAAUUUUAUUAGAAACACAUUUUUAGAUUGAUAUACUUACCAAUAAUAGGUAUAUUCUUGCAUUUCCCUUCCAUUUUGUCAGGUUUCAAACCAAAUCAUCAUCAGAUAACGAAUGAAAAUAAUAAUAAUAAUGUUAUCGAAUUAAAAUCAUCAGUUUGCUAUCAUCAUCGCCAUUAUAUAUAUAUAUAUAUAAAUGACUUUGAAUAAUAUUUCUCAUGUUCUCCUAAGUCGGCCUGUUAGCUAGGAAAGACGAAAAAAAAAUUCCCGUCAAGCACAAGAUACCGGAAAUAUAUAAGCAGAUGAGAAUUCUCUAUAAUUUUUGGGGAAUUCUCUCUGAUCAUCAAAUGCAAAUCAAUCAAAAUGAAUGGAUCAGUAAGAUGUUUCAGACAAGUUUCUUUUUUUUCUCUAUAAUCCACUAUACAGCCAAACUAAACUUAGAAAUUGAUUAAAUCUUUAUUAAUUUCCAAAAUUAUAUACACAUUUGUAUAUUUCCAGAAGAGGAUUUUUUUCUCUUUUCGUGAGUUUGUAUAUGGAAUUCUCCGCUUCUUGAUGAGAUAUCUUACAAAAGAAGAAAAUAUUUUGAGGAAUGCAGUUUGUUGAGCUUGACCCAAAAAAAAAGUGACGAAUUUAAAAAAGACUAAACUUUAAGGAAUUUAAAGGCUAAUUUAAGUAGCGUUUUCUUAAAAAACGAACACGAGAGAAUUUCUUUUGUAAAGAAAUUUAAUUUCAAUUUUUCAAGUUUUUCAAUUAUCAAAAUGCUUAAGCAUCAGAGAGGAUAAGAAAAAAAAAUUCUUUUUUUAAAAAAGACAAAAACAAAAGGAAUAAUUAAUAAUUACAAUAAGCACCAAUUUUUAAAGAGCUAGGCGAUUGAUGAUAAACCAGAUAGGCAUUUUUGGGUAACCAAAGAUUACUUUCUAUUCUGCCAUAGAGAUCAAAACUUGCCAAUGAUAAAAUGUAUUGGUCCUAAAUGAUGUUAUCUUCCAAGGACUUGAAAUCAAGAAUCACUUUGACAUUUUUUUAAUUUAGAAUUUUAGACAUACAUCAAAAAAUAAAAAAAAAAAAGAAGAAGAAAAAGUCAGGACAAUAUUUGAAAACAGGAGUCCCUCCCUCCCUAAAAAAAUUAUGCAAAUGAAUUUUAAUUUUGCCUAUAAACUCUUUUCUAAUCUAUAGCUUCGAUGUGCCUAUUCAAAUGUCUACCUAGAAACAGUGUUCCUCUUAAAUCCAUUGGAUGUUGAUCAAAGUACACACAGGAGAAAAGCACCAAUGGUAUCAUUAUAUUAAAAAAAAAAUACUACUUUGUCAGUUUGCAAACUCAAAACAAAAAUUCUCUAUAUUAUUAUUAAAUGAUAAUUGUCUACGAAAAACUAAACUUGUUACUGUGUCAUUUUUGGAAAAAUGAAACCCUGUAAUUUAUGAAUAGUCGAUUUUUACUCGAUACGUGUUUAUGAUAAACGCCUUCCCCCUCCCACUCUAUCAGAUGUGCUAGAACCUGUGAUUUAAAAGAAAAAAAAAAAAAAAAAAAAAAAAAACAUCCAAUUGUACUUUGGAAAUUUUACACGAAGUUUUUACUUGCAGAAGCUUUCUUGACUGAUACCUUUAGAGAAAAAAAAAUUACUUUGUAAAUGUGAUUAUCAAGCCUGCAGAUUUUAAUUUCUAUUCAUUUUUUAAUGAAUUUUUAUUUAUAUUACAUGUUUUUUUUUAUAUUAAAUUUUAUUUUUUAUUUAAGGUACACAUAUUUUUUAUGUGGAUAAUGCAAUAUUUUGAAUACUUUUGAUCAAAAUAGAGCAAUUUUUAUGAAAUCUGAAUAUUAUCGAUAAAGUUUUAAUACUUUUUUUAAACUCUAUUUUUAAUGAAAUUAGAGUACUAACACUGAAAUCUGAGUAUUUUUUUAAAUUAGAAUAUUUUUAAUGAAAUUUAUUUCUUCUUAAUCCACAAUGAUUUUUUUUUUAAUUAAAUUUGUAUUCUCUUGUUGAAAUUAUAAUACUUUGGAUAAAAUAAUAAUAAUUAUUAUUAUUAUUUUAAUGAAAUCUGAGUAUACUUGAAAAAAAAGCUGAGUACUUUUGAAUAACUUUUGGGAAAAUAUCACUAUUUGUUUAAAACUUGAAGAUUAUUAUUUUAUUAAAAGUUUUAAGUCCUCUUGAUGAAGUUUCAGUACUUUUAAAAAAAUCUGAGUAAUUUUUAAAAAACAAGAAUAUUUUUGUUCAAAUUUGAAUAUUUUUUUUAAGAAUUUAUCUGCAGACUUGUAAGAAAAAACAAAUCAUAAUGAAUAGUAUACUUUAAAAACAGUAGUAAAUUUAGAAGACAAUGUAGAUUUGUAUUUGCGGGUAAAGAUUUUGCAUAAAACAAUAGAAAUAAAUUUUAUCAAAAAAAAAAAAAAAAAAAAAAAAGCUUCAUUAAUGUUGGAAACUAUUGUCAUACGACUGUAAACUUGAAAUUAACGUUUGUGUUCUUCCAUUCGCUGUUACGCGCGAUAUCUGACUGGUUAUUAUAUAAAAAAUGAUCUGAAAUUGGAGUAAAAAAAAUAUUAUUUUUUAUUAAAUUUGAGCUUUAAAUAUAUAUAUAUAUAUAUAUAUAUAUAUAUAUAUAUCGAAAAAGAAUUAAGAAAAAUAAGCUCAAAUUUGAAAAGAAAUUUUUUUUUCGAUUCUAGUUAGUGAUGCGUCCACAUGUUUGAUACACAAUAUUGAAUUCAAGUUUAAAAAAAUAAAUUAAAUAAACAAUUAUAAUUGAUUGAAUACAAAAUUGUGUGUGAAAUUUUGUCAAAAAAUCAAGUUCUCCGUCUCACGCGAAAAUUUAGCGUAUUGUUAUAAUUAUAAUAAAACAAAAAAACAAAAAAAAACAAACAAAUGUAAUCAUUGUCAUAAAUUAUAAUUUAUUUCCAGUGUGAAGACAUAAAUGUAUGGUGUUGAUAAUAUUGUUGAUGUACAAUGUCAGUGAGGAAUAUCACUCAUGGAUUUUUAAAAUGCAUUUUUAUAUGCAUUUUUAUAUCUUUGUGAUUCGUAAAAUAUUUGUGUUUUGAUAUUCUUAAAAAUAUGAAACUUUCGAAAAGCAACUUGAAGAAAUGAUUUUCGAUGAUAUAGAAAAAGAUGAAAACGUUAAUACUAUACUGACUAACACGGGUCCAUGAAUGUGAAUACCUGUCCAGGGCAUAUUACAAUUAUUAUUAUUAUACUUAUUAAUUUCAUUAUUGACGCAUUAUUUUAUUAUUUACUGUCUACAUUUAUAAUUAGAUAUGUUAACUAGCUAUUUAUUGCAAAUUGUCAAGGAAAAAAAAAAGAAUUCUAUUGUGGUCUUGCUUUUUUCGAGGGUUGUACUAUAUACCUCCAAAAAAAUCAAUUGUAUUUUUGUUGGACAUGAUUUUAACAGUAUUCUUUUUUAUACGAAACUCGAUUAUUAGCAAGAAAAAAAAAGGAAUGAAAAUAAUAACAAUAGUUUAUCUUUGGUUCUUGUAUUUGUUUAGAACUGUGUGAAUGAAAUGAGCCAUUUUUUUUAUUUAUUUUUUUUUUUUUUUUUGUUUAAAGUCAGGUGAUGUCAGUGUUCACAAAAUGACUUUUCUCAGAAAGUCUUUUGGAUAUUGAAUCUUCGGAUUGGUACAAAAAAUUAAUUAAGUAAUAAAAAAAAAUUAUUUAAAACUACCUUCUCAUUCGUUGAGAACGUUAAAAAAAGAGUUUAAAAAAAAAUUUAUAGAAGAAAAUUUUUCCCACGUCACUCUGUUCUUUGAGAAGAUGUGUAAAACGUUUGCGAAAAGAAUGAUUAUAUAUUGUAUGGAUUAUGUCGAUUUUCUGAUUUAUUCAGAAAUAUAAUAUGAAAUAGCAAAAAAAAGCAGUCUAAACGUUUCAUUUAAUUUGUAUUUCUGUAAAAGUUUUCCGUUUAAAUUGCAAUUUUUAGACAAAAUAAUGAAAAAUCAAGGGAAAAAAAACGAUUUUUUUUAAUAAUAUUUUUAACGAAUUAGAAAAGAAAUUUCCAGGACAUUAAAUUAUGUCCUGCGUUUAAUUGAUUGCUGCUAGUUUUAAAUACAGUUUAAAAAUGAAAAAAAAUAUUCAUGCGAAGUAUAACACCACGUAUAUGUCAGAAAUACAAUGAUAAGAAACGUGAAAGUGAAACGUUGAAGGUGAAGAUAAAAAAAAAAAAAAUUAAAAAUUGUAUAUACCGUGACCUCGAAUUAAUGUCGCACAUUGUAUCUAAUUAUUAAUAAUAAUAAUAAUUUAAUAUAUUGCAAAUAUAUAUAUAUA
This is a messenger RNA of Leptopilina boulardi, 6266 nucleotides long. It is a transcript of the gene Ptpmeg2, whose product is annotated as tyrosine-protein phosphatase non-receptor type 9. Bases 55 to 2034 code for a protein of 659 amino acids. Lineage: Eukaryota; Metazoa; Arthropoda; Insecta; Hymenoptera; Figitidae. The transcript is spliced from 10 exons. The record is from RefSeq and is a predicted model, not a curated record. Gene Ontology annotation, molecular function: protein tyrosine phosphatase activity. Gene Ontology annotation, biological process: protein dephosphorylation.